UAUUUGUGCCUUUAUCUUAUUGGUCAAUUGAUAUUUUAUUUAUCUUCGACAUCUUUUCUUUGUGGAUAUGAUCAAACAUUUACAGAUCGUUUUUGGUGAAGCCCACAACGGCAGAAUUUUCACGAUAGCAUGAACGCUCACUGGUUGCUGAUUCUCUUUACCUGUCAAGUGCGAAUUCAGAUUCAACAUUGUUGAAUUUAUGCUGGGGCACUUUUAGCUACCUUCUACUUCCUGCAAAGAUGGAAAAAUUUAAGGCUGCAUGCAUUGGCUUCAGUCUUGAUUGUGGGCCACGAUUGGUUGUAUGCUCAACUUUCCAGGAACUCUCAAUUAGGCCUCACUUGGUCUCACAUUGUAAUAGGCCAUUUUUGAAACUUCAAGUAAAAUCUCAAGCAACUAAUGAUAGCUUGCAAAAUAGCAUCUCCACAGAACCCAAAUGGAAAGAGAAGCUUGCUGCUGCUGAUGAAAAUGCACAGAGAAUGCGUCUCCAGAGUCAGCAGGUUCAUGAAGAAUAUAAAAGACGAAUAGCAACAUUACAAAGAGAAAAUCUGCAGGGACCAAAAAAUGCAUGUUCUUUAGAGGAGUUGGAAUUUAUCUCCUAUUUGGAUGAUGAAGGUUUGAUUGUAGACAAAAGUGCAUCUGAUGCAAAGGCAAGCGUGUAUGCAAUUUUUGACCAAAACAGAACAUUGCAAUAUGUCGGAAUCUCAAGACAGGUAUACUUGAGCAUGAAGCUUCAUUUUGCACGUGUGCCAUCAAAGUGCUAUUUUGUAAAAAUUCAUCAUUUGAACAAGCCUAAUCGUGCUCUUUUGGAGUGUAUUAAAGAAAAGUGGAUUGAAGAGAAUGGUCUGUUACCCAGUGGUAAUGACAAUGGUCCUCAACAAAAAAUUUGGGAAAAUCCUCUUGACUGCAAACCUUUGAUGACAGAAGAAGAGAAUAAGUUGUUGGAAACUGAUCCUGGUACUCAACAGGCCAAAAUUUUGAAGAAUGUCGCUAGAAGAAUAGAAAAAGAACUUGAUGCCACAUACAAAGAGCGUAAUUGUAACGAAAAGUUUUGGUUUGAUCCUAAACUAAAGGAGAAGGGUUUACUAGAAUUGCGAAAUAAAAAGCCAAACCAAUCUGUGCCUACUUCCGUUCCAAAACCUAAAUCUGCAUCUUAAGUGUCUUAUUUUUAAUUGUAUUGAAGUUUUCCCAUGACAUGCUAGAUGUAAUGUCUAAAUUAAAAAUGAAUAAUAAAGUUAUAGAUCUUUCAAA
Cryptomeria japonica (Japanese cedar) is the source of this 1248-nucleotide messenger RNA. RefSeq lists its product as uncharacterized. The record is from RefSeq and is a predicted model, not a curated record. The transcript is spliced from 7 exons. Bases 240 to 1154 code for a protein of 304 amino acids. NCBI's taxonomy places the organism in Eukaryota, Viridiplantae, Streptophyta, Pinopsida, Cupressales, Cupressaceae.